Molecule: messenger RNA, 1230 nt
Organism: Ixodes scapularis (black-legged tick)
Lineage: Eukaryota; Metazoa; Arthropoda; Arachnida; Ixodida; Ixodidae
Product: MFS-type transporter SLC18B1-like
Exons: 13
Coding region: 1-1230 (409 amino acids)
Biological process (GO): transmembrane transport
Molecular function (GO): transmembrane transporter activity
Source: RefSeq, a predicted model, not a curated record
AUGUUAUCUGCUGCUUCUCGCAUUCAGGCUUCCUCGAAAGGGCUGCACGCCUGGCAGUACGGUUUUGUUUAUUCAGCAUACGAGAUAACCAUGUUACUCGGUUCCUUCGUCACACCCAAACUGUUGGAAUUGACCUCGGCGAGAACAUGCUACUUGGUAGCCCUUGGCGUUUAUUUUCUUUUCACGAUUUUUAUGGGAAGCGUGUACUGGAUUGCUGACGGGACGGCACUGCUUGGGAUAUGUAUUUUUCUUUUCGCUAUCGGUGGCUUCACGGAAAUUGUCUUGACAGUUGUGUUGUUUGCUGACAUCACUAAUCAUUUCAAGGAAAAGAGUGGUGUAAUGAUCUCGUUUAUAGAUUUAAUCUGGGUAGCUGCAAAUUUGAUCGGGUCAAGCCUCGGUGGAAUACUAAUUGACUGGUGGGCAUAUCCGCUGCCAUUCUCCGUGUUCAGCGCAACUCUUGUGCUUGCUUUCCUUUUUCUUGUCAAGUUUCGUUUUCAAGAGGACCUGCCAAACGAAACCUCCAACGUAACCAACACAGAGGAAAGUCCGUUUACUAGUUGCUGGAAACUUCUCCUUGACCGCCUUUUCCUACCCGAUCUGGUGACGAUUAUGAUGUGUUGGGCUAUCACGGGUUUCAACGAAACAACCUUGGAGCCCAGUCUUCGAACGUUUGGGUUGAGCCGUACUGAAAUUGGAAAGCUGUACGCGGUGCAAUAUGCGUCUUCCAUGAUUGGAAGCGUCGUGGCUGGAAUCUCUUGCUAUUUUCAGGUGGAGACAUUUUUUUGUUUCGUCGGACAAAUUUUUGCAGCGCUUGCGUACCUUUUGGUGGGGCCUGCGCCAUUCAUCCCCUAUGAACGGGCACUUUGGAUGAUCUACCUGGCACAAGCCUUCAUUGGACUGGCGAUGUCACUGAUAAUGACUUGCGCGUAUUGCCACGCACUGAAAGUAGUCACGUUGCGAGGCUGCCCGGAUACCAUUCAAACCAAGGGAUUUGUGAGCAGCAGCCUCAUGGUAGCCAUGAUGAUAGGCGGCUUGGUUUCGCCACCUCUCGCCGGUUACAUCGUCGAGCAAGUGGGGUACAGAACCGGAACAAUGGCCCUUUUCGGUCUUUUUGCCGGCUGGAUACCUGUGACCUUUGCACUGUGGGUGCAUUCUUUGUAUUGGCCAGGCAAGCAUAAAGCGUCCUCUAUCAACUCGCAUUCCAGAGUUCCUGCCGAAGCCGAUGCCUAA